AUGUUGCGACGCGUUUCUUCUGCUAUAAUGAAUGCAACCAUAGCAAGAACUCCACCCAACAACCCUUUGAUUGUUGUUCUCGGUGCGACCGGCACAGGGAAGUCCCAGUUAGCAGUCGACUUGGCCACACGCUUCAGUGGGGAAAUUAUUAAUGCUGAUGCGGUUCAAAUGUACGAUGGGCUGCCGAUCAUAACGAAUAGAAUUACCUCAAAAGAGCAACAAGGCAUCCCCCAUCAUCUCCUUGGAUUCAUUGCGCUCAAGGAGGAACCCUGGCGAGUGAGUUUGUUUAAACAGAAAGCUGGAGAAAUCAUCAAGGAAAUUCGAUCAAGAGGACGUCUCCCUAUUGUUGUCGGAGGAACACACUAUUAUACCCAAUCGCUGCUUUUCACAGAUGCAUUAGUCGAAGCUGCACAAAGCGACGAGGAACAAGUACAGCCAGAGCUCACAAACCAAGAAAUCUCGGAGAAAUACCCUGUACUUGAGGGCCCUACAGAAGACAUGAUAAAUCUUCUGAAAGAGGUUGAUCCUGUCAUGGCAGAGAAGUGGCACCCCAAGGAUAGACGCAAAAUCCGCAGGUCUUUGGAAAUAUUCUUAGUGACUGGGAAGAAGGCCUCAGACAUCUAUACGGCGCAGCAGCAAAGGAAAGCUUUGGCCAAAGCCACUUCGGACCACGAUCCUGCCUCGGAUACUCUGAUAGACAGAAAAUCAACACUCUUGUUCUGGGUGCACGCCGAAUCCGAGGUCUUGAAGACUCGCCUCGAUUCAAGGGUUGACAAGAUGCUGAAGGCUGGACUUCUAGAGGAAGUGGGCUCGAUGGACUUGUUUCUCCGUGGCCAGGCUGAAGCUGGUGUCAAGGUUGACCGGACGCGAGGUAUUUGGGUCUCGAUUGGCUACAAGGAAUUUGAGCCUUAUCUCGAUGCAUUGCACUCGGGAAAGGCUACACCCAAAGAGCUAAACAAGCUCUUUGAGCUCUCUGUCAAGCAAACGAAAACUGCCACUCGGCAUUACGCCAAGCAACAGCUGCGGUGGAUUCGUCUUAAGUUCAUCCCAGCACUCUCAGAAGACGGUUCACUCGCCAGGCUCUAUCUCCUCGACGGCAGCGAUGUGGCGCAGUUCUCGGAUACUGUAACGCAACCUGCCAUUAAGGUCACCGAGACCUUUCUAGGCGGAGGCAAGCCGACGUCUCCACUAGAACUAUGUGCAGCUGCCGCACAGUUUCUUGGUCCCGACAGGGAUAAGGUGGAGCCAACAGAUGUCCACAUUCGUCAAGAGUGCGAAACAUGUCGAGUGGUAACAGUGACUGAUCUCCAAUGGCAAACACAUCUCCAAAGCCGUCGUCAUCGAGCUCUGGUCAAGAAGAAACAGAAGAACGAUGCUCACAGUAGGCAUUUCGACCGAAAAACCGGCAGCAUAGCAGGGUCGAAUGCAUCUUGA
Molecule: messenger RNA, 1434 nt
Organism: Drepanopeziza brunnea f. sp. 'multigermtubi' MB_m1
Lineage: Eukaryota; Fungi; Ascomycota; Leotiomycetes; Helotiales; Drepanopezizaceae
Biological process (GO): tRNA modification
Cellular component (GO): mitochondrion
Molecular function (GO): tRNA dimethylallyltransferase activity; ATP binding
Source: RefSeq, a predicted model, not a curated record